Molecule: messenger RNA, 3723 nt
Organism: Aureobasidium melanogenum CBS 110374
Lineage: Eukaryota; Fungi; Ascomycota; Dothideomycetes; Dothideales; Saccotheciaceae
Product: myosin IC heavy chain
Exons: 6
Coding region: 1-3723 (1240 amino acids)
Biological process (GO): vesicle transport along actin filament; actin filament organization; endocytosis
Cellular component (GO): myosin complex; actin cytoskeleton; plasma membrane
Molecular function (GO): actin filament binding; ATP binding; microfilament motor activity
Source: RefSeq, a predicted model, not a curated record
AUGGCCGUCACCAAACGAGCUGGAAGAAAGAAGGAUGCUGCCGCCGCGCAACCCGGAGCUACCGGCGGCAAGCCUCAGGUCAAGAAGGCUGCCUUCGAGUCGACCAAGAAGAAAGAAGUUGGAGUCUCGGAUCUCACCCUUAUCAGCAAGAUUUCCAACGAGGCCAUUAACGACAAUUUGAAAAAGCGAUUCGAGAAUGGCGAGAUCUAUACGUAUAUCGGCCAUGUGCUGGUGUCGGUGAAUCCCUUCAGAGACUUGGGCAUCUAUACCGAGAAGGUGCUUGACAGCUACAAGGGAAAGAACAGAUUAGAAGUUCCUCCUCACGUCUUCGCUAUCGCCGAAUCCUCAUACUAUAACAUGAACGCCUACAAAGAAAAUCAAUGUAUCAUCAUUUCAGGAGAGUCAGGAGCCGGAAAGACUGAGGCGGCCAAGCGUAUCAUGCAAUACAUUGCGAACGUGUCCGGUGGCAGCAACUCGUCAAUUCAAGAGGUGAAGGACAUGGUACUGGCCACAAAUCCUCUGCUCGAAUCCUUCGGAAACGCCAAAACACUGCGCAACAACAACUCCUCGAGAUUUGGAAAGUACCUGGAGAUUCAAUUCAACGGGCAGGGUGAGCCCGUUGGUGCCAACAUCACCAACUACCUACUGGAAAAAUCAAGAGUUGUGGGACAAAUUAUGAACGAGAGAAACUUCCACAUCUUCUACCAGUUCACAAAGGCAUGUUCGGAGAACUACAGGCAGACUUUCGGCAUUCAGCAACCUCAAUCUUAUGUCUACACCAGCGCAUCGAAGUGCUACGAUGUACAAGGAAUCGACGAUCACGCCGAGUUCCAGGACACAUUGAACGCCAUGAAGGUCAUUGGUUUGUCGCAAGCCGAGCAGGAUGAUAUCUUCCGCAUGCUUGCCACGAUCCUUUGGCUCGGAAACUGCACAUUCGCGGAAGACGACCAAGGGAAUGCCGCGAUCGCAGAUCAGUCUGUGGUUGACUUUGUCGCCUACCUUUUGGAGGUGGACUCUGCUCACGUUAACAAAGCCUUGACUAUCAGAGUCAUGGAGACUAGCCGUGGUGGUCGCAGAGGAUCGGUUUACGACGUUCCACUCAACCCAGCGCAAGCGACCGCUGUUAGAGAUGCCUUGGCAAAGGCCAUUUACUACAACCUCUUUGACUGGAUUGUACUCAGAGUCAACCAGUCCCUGCGUGCUAAGGGAGCAAUCGCCCAGUCGGUUGGUAUCCUUGAUAUUUACGGAUUUGAAAUUUUCGAGCGCAACAGUUUCGAGCAGCUUUGCAUUAACUACGUCAACGAGAAGCUACAGCAAAUCUUCAUUCAGCUGACGCUCAAGGCUGAGCAAGAAGAAUAUGAGAGAGAACAAAUCACCUGGACGCCAAUCAAAUACUUCGACAACAAGGUUGUGUGUGAGCUGAUUGAGGAGAAGAGACCUCCUGGCGUCUUUGCAGCACUCAACGAUGCUUGUGCGACAGCCCAUGCUGAUCCUGCAGCUGCCGAUGGCACUUUUGUACAGAGACUGAAUGCCCUUUCUUCAAAUCCUAACUUCCAGCCAAGACAAGGUCAAUUUGUCAUCAAGCAUUAUGCUGGUGAUGUCGCAUAUGCUGUUGAGGGAAUGACGGACAAGAACAAGGACCAGCUGUUGAAGGACAUUCUUAACCUCUGUGGACAGAGUUCGAACAGAUUUGUCCACACUCUCUUCCCUGAACAGGUCGACCAGGACAACAAGCGCCGCCCACCUACUGCUGGUGAUCGAAUCAAGGCUUCCGCUAACGAUUUGGUUGCUACACUGAUGAAAGCAUCGCCCUCCUACAUUCGUACAAUCAAGCCGAACGAGAACAAGUCACCUACCGAGUACAACGUUGGAAAUGUCAUGCAUCAGAUCAAAUACCUAGGUCUCCAGGAGAACGUCCGUAUUCGCCGUGCUGGUUUUGCAUACAGACAGACAUUCGACAAAUUCGUGGAGCGUUUCUACCUCCUCUCACCGAAAACAAGUUAUGCUGGAGACUACACCUGGACUGGCGAUGCCAAGUCUGGUGUCAAGCAGAUUCUCAAAGACAGCAGUAUCCCUGUCGAGGAAUAUCAAAUGGGUGUCACAAAGGCCUUUAUCAAGACUCCAGAAACUCUCUUCGCGCUUGAGACUAUGCGUGAUAGGUACUGGCACAACAUGGCGAUCAGAAUCCAGCGAGCCUGGCGCAAUUAUCUCCGCUACAGGAUAGAGUGUGCAACGCGCAUUCAACGCUUCUGGAGGCGCAAGACAGGUGGUAUGGAAUUCAUCCAGCUGCGUGACGAGGGUCACAAAGUACUUGGCGGCCGCAAGGAGCGCAGACGCUACUCACUGAUCGGUUACAGAAGAUUCAUGGGAGAUUACCUGGGCAUUGGAAACAACGGUGGCAGUGGCGAGAUGAUCAGAAAGUCGAUCAAUCUGCCCACCUCUGAUCAGGUGUUAUUCUCUUGCCGUUGCGAGGUUCUCGUCUCCAAACUUGGACGUUCUAGCAAGCCAGAGCCACGCUUCCUUAUUCUGACUAACAGGAGUGUUUACCUCGUGAAGCAAGCUAUCGUCAACAAGCAACUGCAAAUCAUGGCCGAGCGUACAAUCGCCAUUGGCGCUAUCAAGUUCAUUAGCGCCUCCACGCUAAAGGAUGAUUGGUUUGCAAUUGGUGCUGGAUCUCCUCAAGAGCCCGACCCAUUGGUGAACUGCAUUUUCAAGACUGAGUUCUUCACUAUGCUGAAGCAGGCUUCGCGUGGCACAGUCGAUAUCCGUAUUGCUGAGGCAAUCAGCUACAACAAGAAACCUGGCAAGCUUGCAACCGUCAAGGUUGUCAAGGACCAGACUGUCGCUCGCGAUGAUUUGUACAAGAGUGGUACUGUUCACACUGGACCCGGUGAAUCCCCUAACUCUGUAUCGAAACCAACACCAAAGGCCAAGUCCGUACCUGGAAAGCCGAUCACCAGUGGCAAGCUCCUCAGACCUGGAGGCCCUGGUGGCCAGCCAUCGAAAUUGGCUGCUCGUCCAGCACCUCAAUCUCGACCUGUUCCACAAGCUCGACCUCUACCAAGUGGAAACCAAGGGCUACCAGCAGGUCUACCUACGGCUACAGUCUCAACUCCUGCAGCAGCCGCAGCCGCUGCACAGGCUGCCAUGCAUCAGAAACCAGUUCCCGCACCUGUCGCUGCACUCAAUGGUACCGGACAUGCGCGCACCCCUUCAUCGGGAUCGGCACGCGUUCCUCCGCCCCCUCCACCUCCUGCUGCGGCACCAAAAGAACCACAGUUCAGAGCGAUGUACGACUUUGCAGGACAGACAAGCGGUGAGCUGAGUCUCACUAAGGACGAGGUCAUUCUAGUGACUCAAAAGGAAAACAAUGGUUGGUGGCUCGCGAAACGAUUGGACGGCUCAGCAUCAGGAUGGGCACCGUCGGCAUAUCUGGAAGAGGUUGUGGCCAAACCAGCCCCUCCGCCUCCACCGCCAGUGCAGGCGCGCGCAACGCCUCCGGCACCACCCAAGGCUAAUGGCGCCGUAGCUGGUAAGAAGAUGCCACCUCCGCCGCCAGCCAAGCGACCGGCAGGACGCAAACCUGCACCUCCUGCUCCUGGAGGCAGCGGAAGUGGCACAGAUAGUGGUACAUCAACACCAACAGCAGGAUUAGCAGGAGGGUUGGCAGAAGCAUUGAGAGCACGGUCAAAGGCAAUGAGACAGGACGACGAGGAUUGGUAG